CUCUUCUUCCACUUGAACAGAAAAUAAUUCAUUGGGUUUUCCGAAAAUCUUCGAAAAAAUCCUUCUUUUCCUUUUUGUUUCUAGCAUGGGUGUUCUCUUACUGAAUUCACUUCCCAUCGGAUUCCGAUUCCGACCGACAGACGAGGAGUUGAUCGAUUUUUACUUGCGGUCAAAGAUAAACGGGGAGAAACACGACGAGAUUGAAGUCAUUCGUGAAAUCGAUGUCUGCAAAUGCGAGCCAUGGGAUUUGCCUCACUUAUCCGCCAUAAGGACUCGAGACCCAGAGUGGUUUUUCUUUUGCCCUAUCGACCGGAAGUACCCAACCGGAAAUAGGCUCAACAGGGCGACCGAGGCCGGCUACUGGAAGGCAACGGGUAAGGAUCGCAAGAUCAAGUCUGGGUCCAGCUUGAUCGGCAUGAAGAAAACUCUGGUGUUCUAUAAUGGAAGGGCUCCUAGAGGAAAACGGACCAACUGGGUUAUGCACGAGUACCGUACUACCCUCGAUGAGCUUGACAGCACCAAGCCUGGACAGAAUGCGUUUGUGAUUUGCCGUCUAUUCCAUAAACAAGACAAGACCAUUGAAGAUAUCAACGGUGAUGAAGUUGAUCGUGCUGUGUUCUCUCCGACUGAAGACAUGCUAUCGGUGUUAGAAUUGCCUCAAGACUCCCCCGUCGUUGAAGGUGAAGUCGAAAAAGUGUCCGAAACCGGUGAAACUCGUCCUUCCGGUCCGCCCGGUGAAGUAAUUUCUAAAGCUGUUGAACCUAAACUCGAGUGCGACUGGGAUGGCUAUAAAGCUUACGAUGAACUGGAUCGAGUGGCAGACAUAACCCCAGCAGAGGUGGAUCUACUUGAAGAAGCUUUGAAUCAUUUUUACGAUCCCAUGGGGAAGCCACUGUUUUCUCUGUUGCACAAUCAGAUUGAAGCGGAGCAAGCGCCUUGGAUGUUUGAUCAUGUUGGAAAAGGUUUCAGUGGGGUGGAGUUGCAGCAUGGCACAAAUGAGAAUGAUGCAUAUAUUUCCAACUUCUUGGAUUCCAUCAUGAAUAAUUCGGACGACUGCUACAGUGAUGAAACCGUCGGCCUGAAGAAUUUGGAUUACGAGACCCCUAAGGCCAUGACCUUUGAUAAGGAUGGCGGAUCAUGCAGUGAAUCAGAUGGUGAAGCGGCUGACCUGCUGCUAGGGACAGACAACAUCAACAAGGGGGCUCCUAGUGCAAUUCCGAUUUGCAUGCCGGAUGUCAACUUUUCCAGCGCAGUGCCAUUUUAUAAUGUGCUAAAUAGUAAUGGAGAAUUCAGCAACCAUACAGAUACAUCUUGUAAUGUUGAUAGUCCUGUCACCGGAAUCAGGAUUAGGUCUCGUCCUUCUCGAAGUCAACUGGACAGUGGGAACUCAAUGAUACAGGGUAAUGCGGCAAGAAGAAUACGUCUGCAGUGUAACCUUCAGGUCGGCUCACUUUACUGUAACGGUGCAAUAAACAACUGGAGUUUUGGAGAGAAAGAAGAUGAUUCAAAAUCGUUUGUUACAAAGGAGGUAGAAGUAGCAGAAAAGGGUAUCAUUGGCUGUGAUGCUGAUCGUGGCACCAUGGACGAACCUCAGGAAACACCCCCUUCUAAUUCGAGUAAAACUACUUCCUUGUUGUCCAAGUCAAUUGUUUCGGUUCAUGAAGAGACUUCAUCUCGGUGGUUGAAGUUUUCAGCUCGCCGUCGCUCACGUAAGCCAUUCACCGUUGUUUUCCGGGUGGCCAUCCUGUUAAUCUUGUUUACAGGUUUGAUUAGCACAUCAAAGAUCUUGUAAUUCGUCAUGUGCAUUGUUCAUUCUUUUCAUUUAGAGCCUCCCUUUUAGUUAGAAACUGCGGCAGUGAUUUUGAGUACUAAAAUUUAUGUAUAUAUCUGUUUAGUUAAUAUACAAGAGCAUAUA
This is a messenger RNA of Hibiscus syriacus, 1915 nucleotides long. Its product is annotated as NAC domain-containing protein 62-like. Gene Ontology annotation, biological process: regulation of DNA-templated transcription. NCBI's taxonomy places the organism in Eukaryota, Viridiplantae, Streptophyta, Magnoliopsida, Malvales, Malvaceae. The record is from RefSeq and is a predicted model, not a curated record. Bases 86 to 1792 code for a protein of 568 amino acids. The transcript is spliced from 5 exons. Gene Ontology annotation, molecular function: DNA binding.